Auxenochlorella protothecoides is the source of this 3243-nucleotide messenger RNA. RefSeq lists its product as hypothetical. The transcript has 8 exons. NCBI's taxonomy places the organism in Eukaryota, Viridiplantae, Chlorophyta, Trebouxiophyceae, Chlorellales, Chlorellaceae. Gene Ontology annotation, cellular component: TOC-TIC supercomplex I. The coding region runs from base 1 to 3243 and encodes 1080 amino acids. Gene Ontology annotation, biological process: protein import into chloroplast stroma. The record is from RefSeq and is a predicted model, not a curated record.
AUGGCCUCCCGGCCUCUUGCGCCGGGCCGGGUGAUGGUCCCGACCAAGGCCCUCAGCUUCCGACCGGCACGGCUCGGGGCGCAGGCACCCAUGCCCGUCAUCAUCCGUUCCGCUUCUCACGUCACGAGGCGCCCUCGCAUUGCCAUCUGCCGCGCGGACGCAGCCGUGGGAGAGAACCCCUUCACCCAGCCGCGCCCCGUCCAAGGCCUGCCAGCCACCCUCUUCGGCCUCCCCGUCGCCGGGGUGUACGCCCUGGGCGCCGCGCUGGCCGCCGCGCUCGGCUUCGGCGGCUGGUCCCUGGCCGCCCGGCUCCUCCCUGAGUCGCUGCGCAGCGUCGGGCGGCUGGUGGCUGCGGCAAUCGGCGCCGCUCUGGCCGCGGCCGUCACCUCCCGCCUGCUGACGCUGCGCCGCUCCGCCGCCGUGGCGCAGCUGCACAACCUGCUGGUCUCCCUGCCCCGCGCCUCCGACCUCACGCGCGACCAGGUGGCGGCGCUGGAGGCCCAGGCCGGCGCCCCCCUGGCCGCCAUCGACCCCGAGGCCGUCAAGUCGCUGUACGGCACCUUCAUCGAGGCCACCAUUCCCGCGGGCGACGCCCCCCUGCGCGGCGACGAGCACACCCGCAUCUCGGCCUUCAAGCAGACGCUGGGGCUGGAUGACGAGGCGGCGGGACCCGUGCACGUUGACGUCGGCCGCCGCAUCCUGCGCGGCCGCCUGGAGGCGGGCAGCCGCCGCGAGGACGCCUUCCAGAAGCUGAUCUACGUCUCCUACCUUGUGUUUGCGGAGCGGUCCUACCUCACGCCCUGGGCACGGGCCUUCGGCCUCACCGACGCCCAGGUGUACGUCGCGCGGCGCGACAACGCGCGCGCGCUGUUCCAGGCCGCCCUGGCAGCACGCGGCGGCGUGCUGGUGCCGACGCAGGAGGCGCUGACCUCACUGCGCGAGGUCAAGGAGUCGGUGCGCCUGGCGGACGAGGAGGCGGAGGGCGUGGUGCGCGAAGCCGCGCGCGCCACGCUGCAGGGCUUCUUCGACCGCGCCCUGUCGGUGGUCAAGCGCCGCGCGCGCCAGCGCGACCUGGCGGAGGCGGUGGCCGAGCUGCGCGGCGCGGUGGAGUUCAACCGCGCGCUGGCGCGGCUGGCGGGCGCCCCCGGCGUCGUCCCCGGCGUGGGCCCCACCUCGGUGGCGGGGUCGGAGUGGGCGGCGGCUGAGGGGCGUGGCCGCGACCUCCGCGACCUCUUCCGCACCUUUGUGGAGGAGGGGCUGGCGCGUGACGGCGCCUACGGCGCGGCCGAGACCCGCGACGCCGCCGACCUGCGCUCCGCGCUGGGCCUGGGCCCCAAGGAGGCCGCGGGCGUGGAGGAGGAGGUGAAGGAGCGCGUGUACCGCCGCCGGCUGCGGGAGGAGGUGACCAGCGGCCGCCUGGACGCCGCGCCCUCCCCCGCCGCGGUCCUGGGCGACCUGGUGGAGCGCGUGGGCUUCGACCCCGGCGCCGCCGCCGCGCUGCACGCGGGGCUGUACCGCCAGAAGCUGGCGGCGCUGCUGGAGAAGCGCGCGCUGUCCGACGCCGACGCGGGCGAGCUGGACCGCCUGCAGCGCCUGCUCUGCGUCCCCGCCGCCGACCGCGACGCGCUGCACGCCGAGCUGGCGGGGGGCAUCUACUCCCAGACCCUGGACAAGGCGCUGGCCGCGGGGGCCGAGGGGUUCGGCCUGCGCGAGCGCGGCGCUGUGCGCGAGGCGCGCCGCGACCUGCGCCUGGACCUGUCCGUCGCGCGGCGGCUGCUGGCGGCGGCCGGCCGCCGCCACCUGCUCCAGUUCAUCACCAACGCGCGCAAGACCAAGAGCCGCGUGGACGGGGCCAAGGAGCUCAAGCGCAUGGUGCUUUUCAGCUCGGUGGUGCUGGCGCCGCUGGUGGACGACCUGCGCUCGCCGGAGGAGCGCACCGCGGCGCGCGAGGCGGAGGAGCGCGAGCGCCGCGUGCAGGAGAUGGUGGCCAAGAUGCAGCGCGACAAGGCGGAGGAGGCCAGGCGCCAGGCCGUUGCUGCUGGGGGGGAGAAGACGGCAGAGGAGGGCGUCGUGGACGUGGAGGCUGCCGAGGUGAAGACUCCCGGUGAUGAGCCAGAGAAGGCAGCCGAUGCCGGCAUGGAGGAGGCGGUGGCAGCGGAGAAGGCCGAGCCCGUCGUGGCCGAGGCAACCGAAUCCACCGCCGACGGCGCGCCCAGCUCGCUGAAGAAGGCGCAGGCGGCGGCCGACUCGCGCAAGGCGGGGGAGAAGGUGGGCGACCAGAUUGUGUACGCCCAGAAGGACAUCACCCUGGCCGACGACCUGGACCUGAGGGACAGGCUGGAUGUGUACCGCAACUUCCUGCUGUACUGCAUGACCGGCGACGUGUCCAGCGGGCCCAUGGGAGUCACCAUGGUCAUCGAGCGCGACGAGAGCGAGUUUGCGCGCCUGGCGCAGCUGGGCGAUGUGCUGGGGCUGACGCAGGUGGAGGUCGCCACCGUGCACUCCGACCUGGCGGAGCAGGCCUUCAAGAGCCAGGUGCAGCAGGUGAUGGGCGAGGGCGCCCUGACCCCGGACCGGCUGGCGGGGCUGGAGGCAGUGCGCCAGCGCAUGGGGCUGCCCAAGGAGACCGCGGACAAGGUGCUCAAGGGCUUCCAGAACCAGAAGCUGAUCGCCGGGAUGCAGGCUGCCAAGGCACAGGGCCAGCUGACCCUGCCCUUCCUGCUGGAGCUCAAAGAGGCGGGGGUGGACGUCGCCUCCCUCACCUCUGCCGACCUGCGCCUGCAGCUGUACCGCCAGGAGGCCAUCGCCCGCCUGACCGACGGCACCGGCGAGUUUGCCACGGAUCGCAUUGUGGAGGAGCUGCCGGCCGCCCUGGGCAUCGAGGUUGGGAAAGCGCGGAAGCUGGUGCAGGAGCUGGCCCGCGACCGGCGACGGACGACGCUCGUGCAGGCAGUUUCCUUCCUGCGGCAAAAGAAGUAUGACGACACGGUCAAGGCGCUGAACAACCUGCUGGCCGUGGAGAAGGCCGCGCCCUCGGACGCCCCGCUGUCCUGGAGCCCCGCGGAGGAGCUGGCGGACCUGUACUCGCUCUACGUCUCCAAGGAAAGCGCGGAGGAGAAGCGUGCUGGUGUGCAGGUCUGCCUGGGCCUGGCAGACGGCGACGCCGCUGGGCUGAGGGCCGUGGUGGAGGCCGGCAACUUCAAGCUGGGCCAGGAGACCGAGUCGGAGGCGGCCUUCUUCUGA